Rhea pennata is the source of this 4019-nucleotide messenger RNA. It is a transcript of the gene NAPG, whose product is annotated as NSF attachment protein gamma. Gene Ontology annotation, cellular component: SNARE complex; vacuolar membrane. Lineage: Eukaryota; Metazoa; Chordata; Aves; Rheiformes; Rheidae. Gene Ontology annotation, molecular function: soluble NSF attachment protein activity; syntaxin binding. Bases 81 to 1025 code for a protein of 314 amino acids. The transcript has 12 exons. Gene Ontology annotation, biological process: intracellular protein transport. The record is from RefSeq and is a predicted model, not a curated record.
CCCGCGGCGUUCCGUAGCGCGAGCGGGAGCGGUUCCGUAGCGCGCGCGCCCACGUCGCCCGUCUGCGGAGGGCUGGGGAGAUGGCGGCGCAGAAGAUAAACGAGGCGCUGGAGCACAUCGCUAAGGCGGAGAAAUAUCUGAAAACUGGAUUCUUAAAGUGGAGACCAGAUUAUGACAGUGCAGCUACGGAAUAUGGGAAGGCAGCUGUUGCUUUUAAGAAUGCCAAGCAGUUUGACCAGGCAAGGGAAGCCUGUUUACGGGAAGCUGAGGCACAUGAAAACAAUAAAGCUCUCUUCCAUGCUGCCAAAGCUUAUGAACAAGCUGGCAUGAUGUUAAAGGAGAUGCAGAGGCUUCCUGAAGCGGUUCAGCUGAUUGAGAAAGCCAGCAUGAUGUACCUGGAGAAUGGAACACCAGACACAGCAGCUAUUGCACUGGAACGGGCUGGAAAGUUAAUUGAAAAUGUGAGCCCAGAGAAGGCUGUACAGCUCUAUCAACAGGCAGCAUCAGUGUUUGAAAAUGAAGAACGUUUACGGCAAGCUUUAGAAAUGCUAGGGAAGGCGUCAAGACUUCUAGUCAGAGGACGCAGAUUAGAUGAGGCUGCAUUGUCUCUGCAAAAGGAAAAAAGUAUUUAUAAGGAAAUUGAAAAUUAUCCAACAUGCUAUAAGAAGACUAUUGCUCAAGUCUUGGUUCAUCUUCACAGAAAUGAUUAUGUUGCUGCAGAAAGAUGUGUGAGGGAAAGCUAUAGUAUACCAGGAUUUAAUGGAAGUGAAGACUGUGCUGCACUAGAGCAACUUUUAGAAGGGUAUGACCAGCAAGAUCAGGAUCAAGUUUCUGAAGUUUGUAAUUUACCACUUUUCAAGUACAUGGACAAUGAUUAUGCCAAACUAGGUCUUACUUUGGUGGUCCCAGGAGGUGGAAUCAAGAAGAAAUCACCAAAUGCUGCACAAGACAAAGCAAGAGGACCAGCCACUGUGGGCUCUCAUGCUGAGGAGGAGGAAGAUGAAUAUUCUGGUGGACUCUGCUAGUUGCAGACAUAGGUUAUCUUAAAUACCUGACUUGUUUGUGAUGUUGAGCUUAUCCAAAGGUACUAGAUUUAUCAGUACUUCAUUGCAAUCAUGAUAUGAGAAUGCUAAUAUUAACUUGGCAGCUUUUGGGUACAAAAUAGGAAAAAAAGCAUGAUUGUACCUAUCAUCUUGAAGCGCUUUUGGUUUCAAUUUCUUACCCAGUAGGAGUUUCCUCAGAGCCCUUCCUUCAGUUGAUGGGAAAAAUGAAAGAGGAAUUUUUUAUUAUAAGCGUAGUUAGAAAGAAACCAAAACUUUGGACAGAAGCACUGAGGUAGGGAGAGAGGAACAAAAUUUAAAAUGCUGGAUUUUGACAGCUGGCACUUCUUAGACCCUAGAACAGGUUUGUGAUUAUUUUCUGCAAGUUAAAAAGAUCAUUCAUAUUGACAUUUAUCUCCUGUUUGACACUAUUUGAGGAAGACUGACUGUACCAGAUAGUUCUUGCAAACAAAAUAAGAUGUUAAAAUAAUAUUCAUCAGUGGGUAAAGUUAUGUUCAAAAUAAACAAUGCUCCCACUGGAGAUUUUUCUGCUGGUAUAAGUACUAUCUGCAUGAGUCUGGAAAAUACUAGGUUAACUAGUUUGAUGCUGUUUUACAAGCUUGAAAGUACAUACACAUGCAUCUUUCAUUCCAAGAACAUUAUUGACCUGAAAUCUGGAAUUACAUGUUUGUGUAGUGUUCAUAAUGUGUAUCUUGGGAUGAAAGGAUUGACAGCCAGCCUUUCUUGUGUUAGUAGUCUUUCCUAAGAAGAGCAUGCCAUAAUCAAAACAGAAACUGAAGGUUGCAGUUAAUACGCAUUGAAAAUAAAGCUCUUCAGACAAGGUUUAGCAAAAAUCUAGGUGAAAUGUUUGUGAAUGUUUGAGCUUUAUGAGUAUUUCAGGUGUUAAUUUCUCAUCAAUACUGUAGGCUAUGAAGACAUUUCUUUUAUAUUUUCAAGGCAUAAAACAGCUAUUGUUUGGAAAUGACACUUUUCAAAUUAGCUUAGAAUUUAUUAACAAUAACAAAGUUACAUGAAACAUCUACUGUGUAGUCUUCCAAAGUAACCACAUUUUUAAAGUAUCUUCUGCAUUUUUAAUUUGAUUUCAAGUUGUCAUGUCUUGUGCAAGCUUCCAUAGUGUCUUAAUUUGUCAAUUUUAUGCCUAAAAGUUGGAGACCCUAGAAAUGGUAUCUGCAGUCUGCUUUUCAGAAGUAGCUAAUGAAGAUCUGCACUAGAGUGACGUCACUUGGUAUCCAGCUGUGACAUACGUAUGGGUGGUGUGUAAUGCCCAGAUUUCAGUAAAAGUAGACCAAAAGCACAGUAUAAGUGUCAAUACAGUUUCUGCUAUGUUAAGGAAUUAACUGUUUUCAAAAAUGUCAAGUGUGUCUGACAUAAUUCAGAAGGUGGUAAAUUUUAAAAAGACUUGCAUUAACUUCCCUUGCAGCAGAAGUUGUUAGCAGCAUUGUGAUGAGGGUACAAGCUACACUUAAGAUUCUUAUUCAGCAUGAGUUUGAUAACAAUGACAGCUGCUUAGAAGUCACAUUCAAUUUCCUGGAUGUUUGAAGAACUUUUUUUUUUUCCUUUGACUUAGUAAUGGCUUGGAUUUUAGAGCUACUUGAAAGUACACUGGUGGUUCCUUGUGUGCCAGAUAGUUUCCAUUUAUUAUUUAGGAAGAUGCUCUUCCACAAAAUAGCCUAAAUGAAAUGUAGCGAGUUGCUUUUAUGUCGGAACGAUUAGGAAUUUACAGGAAGGAUGGUUUUGAAGACCCUCCUGCAACUUUACUUUUCUUACCAUUGAAGCAACUCACUGCAGUUUACUGAAACUUCUGCCUUCUGGAUUUGUUCAUGAAGAUCAUGAUGCACUUAUGGGGAACUUUAAACGUAAUUAAAAAAGGUUACACAUUUAGAAGCACUGGGAACACUAAGUAAUUUUCUUCAAGCUUUUCCUGCUGCAGAUGGCAUUUGUACCACUAAGCAUUUCGAGUUCUGAAAUUAAUUUUGUUCAGUAAUUCAAAGGAGUCUACUUAUUUUUGUGUGUAAACAGUUGCAUAUAUCUGAGAAGACAACAUGCGUAGGGGAAUAAAACUAAUAAAACAGUCUUGUGUCUGUUUGUGCAAGGAAUUGCAGAUUUGAUCGAAAUUGUCCUUAAAACACUAAUGAGCUCUUAAAAGAAACAUUCAAGUUUAUGCAUUCAGUUUUUAAACAAAGACUACUUUUCGUGUUGCCCUCAAAGAAUUUUAGAUAUGCAAUGCUGUCUGUCGUCUUCACUCCCACAGCUUUAUUUUUUUUUUUCCUGGGUAUCAAACAUCCCUGUGCCAAAUAUAGAAAAUCUGGGACAGAAAUAAUUUGUACUAAACACAUUAAGUUGCCAUUGAACUAAAAGGGGCUUGUCUCAAUCUUAGAAAAAUAAUCUUAAUAUUUGACUGCAGUGUUGCUUCAAAGACCAAAUCUGCAGAAAUGGAAGAGGCUGAAAAUGAGAUGGUCUAUUUUAUAUAACUUAUUCUCUUAUUUUAGGUAAUGAAAGUGUAAUUAAAAAUGUUAACUGCCUUUUAGUAAGUGUUUAACUGUAAACCAAGCUGUCUGUAUAUUGUGUUAGUGUUGUUUCUAUCUUUCCAAACAAUUUGCACACUUUUGUAAUUAUUCAAGUAAUUUAAAGUGAAAAUAUACCGUUUAGAGCAGGUGAAAGUUUCCAAAAACAUUGGGGACUGUAAGGAAAAAUAAAAUGAAUUUGUGCAUGAAGACUGAGAUGAUCAAUGUAUAUGUAAAAUCAGAUUAUUUCUAAAUUAUCUCUUAUUUAAGACUCAGUAUACCCAAAUGUUGGUAUGAAGUAUUCAAGCAAUGUGGAAACCUGUGCUUUUUGCUCCUUUUCCGAAUCUCUGUGGUGUAUUAGAGUAUGAAAUGUUUUUGUAACAGCUCUGCAGAUGCUGCCACUGUGAGAAGAGGUUCUAUGUUCAACCAGUAUCAAAAUAAAACUUGAAAUUGA